CAGAGCUCAGUCCCGGGCUGUCAGUCUCCACUUUCUAGGGGCUCCUGCGCGCUCCGAUCCAGUCCUGCAGCCGGUAGGGGAAUGCUGUUGCUGCUGCUCUGCGUCGUGUCCAGCGCUCUUCCACGAUUUAUCAGAGCAGAUGCUUGCGAGGAUGUGAGUAUGCAGGAGACUGUGUCAGUAGGCCAGCCUACGGCUUUUAACUGCAUAUACCCUCUGCCAACAUCUGGGAGGGUAGAUGCAACAUGGUAUAAAUAUCCUAGGAAAAUCCCAGUAUCCAAAAACAUACAGUCUAGGAUCCACCAGGACCAAAACUGGAUUUUGUUUCUCCCUGUGAAAGGGGAGGACUCUGGGAUCUACCACUGUGAUACAAAUGAUACAAACAUCUGUCCCAGAAUGCAAGUCAACCUCACUGUAUUUAAAAAACACUGGUGUGGUACUUCCAGAAACAGUCAACCGAACGUGCCAGAUGAGUACAAACAGAUUUUAUAUGUUGGAAAAGAUGACACUCUUAUGUGUCAUCUGAACUUCCCAAACAGUUUUGAUUUGGAUUCAGUAAAGUGGUAUAAGGACUGUAAAGAGAUUGAAGGAGAACGAUUUAUUUCUUGGGGAAGGAAGCUUUUAGUGACGAAUGUCUCAGCAAAGGAUGGAGGGAACUAUGCGUGUCAAGCCAGGCUCACAUAUGCAAAGAAGCAGCACACUGUUUUAAAUAGCAUUUCUGUGAAGAUCAGAAAAGUGGGAAAUGGAAGAAGAAUCCCUAAGAUCAUUUAUCAAAAUAAUUCAAUUGAAGUAAACCUUGGUUCCACCCUCAUCGUGGACUGCAAUAUAACAGACACACGGGGUAACACAACACGCUACUGGAGGGUCAAUAACACAUUGGUCAAUGUUUACUACAAGGAAUCCAAACGAAUUCAAGAAGGAAGCGAAAACUACACUGUUUUUCAAGGACAUCUUUUUUACACAAUGAACAUAACCUUCUUAGAAGUGAAAAUGGAAGAUUAUGGCCACCCUUUCACAUGCCAUGCUGGAGUGUCUGCAGCUUACGUUAUACUAAAACUCCCAGUUCCAGAUUUUCAAGCUUACUUGAUAGGAGGGCUUCUUGUCUUGACCAGCGUGGCGGUGUCUGCUGUGUGUAUCUACAACGUUUUUAAGAUCGACAUUGUACUCUGGUAUCGAAGUGCCUUCCAUUCUGCAGGGCCCAUAGAAGAUGGGAAGCUGUAUGAUGCAUACGUCUUGUGCCCCAAGCCUCAAAGAGAAAGCCAGAGCCAUGAUAUGGACACUCUGGUGUUGAAGAUUCUCCCCAAGGUGCUGGAGAGGCAGUGUGGAUACAAGUUAUUUAUAUUUGGCAGGGAUGACUUUCCUGGACAAGCUGUGGUCAAUGUCAUCGAUGAAAAUAUUAAGCUGUGCAGAAGACUGAUCAUCUUCAUAGUUCCCGAAGCGCUAAGCCUUGACCUAUUAAGGAACAUGUCUGAAGAACAAAUCGCAGUCUACAAUGUUCUCAUCCAGGACGGGAUAAAGGUCAUUCUGAUUGAACUGGAGAAGGUCAAGGACUAUACAACCUUGCCAGAGUCCAUUCAGUACAUCAGACAGAAGCAUGGGGCCGUCCAGUGGAGUGGGGACUUCACAGAGCAGUCGCAGUGUGCAAAGACCAAGUUCUGGAAAAAAGUGAGGUAUCACAUGCCACCCAAAAGGUGGCCACCUUCUCCCCCUGUCCAGCUGCUAAAGCACACACCCUUCGACCUCAUGGACAGCAAGUGGGAGGCCAACGUGGGGUUCAUCACCCCGUGAUGGAGAUGUUGGUUGUCAUGUGGUGGCUCACAUUUAAAUAAGGAUGCACUGCCUUUGGGCCAUUCGCUUGAAGCUUACGGUUGUGUACUUGUGGAAAGGACUGUGUUUAUUUGCUCAUGUUGCUCAGAGCUACUUCGUUAGGGAAAGACAUUACCUCUCCCGAAGCCCUCAUUAACUGACUGGCUCAUGAACACUGAUGAACGUGGAGCAUUAGCGUUUGAUUCCCUGGGGAUGGGACAUGGAGGGUUGUAGAGUGGCAGUUCAGAUGUCAGGUGGUUUGGCAUGUGGUGUGGCCCCAGUGGGGCUGGGUAGCCAGGAUACAGGAGGGCAGUGUGGGCUUGGGUAGGGCUGGCAAAGGUAAUGGCCCUCACUCUUCAUGCCUGACCAGUGUGCAAGGCCCUUGUCCUCAGGGAAUAUUUGCUGUGUCUCUGAGCCCCUCUCACUCCUCAAAUGCAAAUAAAUACCUGUGACCCCGCAGUCUGAGCGCCUUGACACUGGAAGCAACUUGGAGGUCACCUAGACCUGUGGGGACCAACUCUGGUGCCACCGAGAUUGCCCGUUAAUCACCCUGCUGGUGGGCCCCAUGCUUUGAAAGACUUUACCUGUCAAACCAAAAUAAGUAAGAACUCACUUAUUUUUUUUCCAGCUGGCCUACGUCAGCCGGAAUUCUGAGCCACGUGUGAUAGAUGCAGUUACCACACCAAGAGGAUGUACUUCUACUCCAAGUAAACAAAGCCAUCUUUCAGAUAGCUGGCAUCACUCUCAUCACAGGUCAUCACAGUUUAUGAUUUAACAAGUCACAAAGAUUUCUGACACUAAAAUUUAGCUGUAAACUCUUAUCAUUACUUUCAAAGACCCAAACUGUUGGAGCUUAGAUAUAGUCCAACUCUCUUAUUCUGUAGUUGACAACAGCAGCAUUCAAAGGUGGUGCUAUGGUGAGAAUGUUCCCGUCCCCAGAAUUCAUAUGUUGGAAUCCUGACACCCAAUGUCAUGCUUUAGGAGGUGGGGCCUUGGGAGGUGAUUAGGCCUUGAGGGAGGAGCCCUCAUGGAUGGGAUUGGUGUUGUUUUUUUUUUUAACAUCUUUAUUGGAGUAUAAUUGCUUUACAAUGGUGUGUUA
This is a messenger RNA of Balaenoptera musculus (blue whale), 2902 nucleotides long. RefSeq names its product interleukin 1 receptor like 2 (gene IL36R). Gene Ontology annotation, molecular function: interleukin-1, type I, activating receptor activity. NCBI's taxonomy places the organism in Eukaryota, Metazoa, Chordata, Mammalia, Artiodactyla, Balaenopteridae. The record is from RefSeq and is a predicted model, not a curated record. Gene Ontology annotation, biological process: signal transduction; regulation of inflammatory response.